AUGUACAUCCGAAACAACCUCGUCGUCUUGGCCCUCUGCCUCUCCGUCCUCGCGUCUCCGGCUUCGAAGAGCGGCUCGCACAAGGGCUCUUCCAAGGGCGGCAAGCACAGCGGUUCCGGCGGGGCGCACAGCACGCACCCCGCGCACGCGCCCAAGAGCACCUCGACGCCGGGCUACGGGGCCGGCUCCGGGUCUGCCGCAGGAAACGGGACGACUUCCGGCGGUGGCGGCGGCGCCAACACGGAACUGCAGACGACAUUCCCGACGCCCAAGGGCGCGCAGAACCUCGCGGCCGUCAAGACCAUCGCGGCGGGCCAGUCGUUCGACGGCGGCAUGCAGCUCUGGGACCGCAGCCCGAGCACGUGCAAGGGCCAGAGCGAGGGCGGCAACAAGGACGCCGUCUUCAUCCUCGAGGAGGGGUCGACCCUCAGCAACGUCGUCAUCGGGCCGAACAAUGGCGAGGGGAUCCAUUGCUUGGGGAGCUGUACGCUCAACAACGUCUGGUUCCAAAAGGUGUGCGAGGACGCCGUCACCUUCAAGCAGCAGUCGGGCACCUCCUUCGUCAACGGCGGGGGCGCGCAGGACGCCGCGGACAAGGUGCUGCAGCACAACGGCAGCGGCACGGUGGCGGUGCGCAACUACUUCUGCAAGAACUGCAGCAAGCUGUACCGCAGCUGCGGCAACUGCAAGACGCAGACGGCGCGGCACGCGACGUUUGACAACAUCCGGCUCGACGGCGGCAAGGUGCUCGCGGGCGUCAACGGCAACCUGGGCGACGUGGCCGAGGUCAGGGACUCGUGCGUGCUCGGGGCCGACGUGUGCGACAACUUUGAGGGCAACAGCAGCGGCGCCGAGCCGAAGCUGGUGAGCAAGGGGCCCGACGGCAAGGUCUGCGUCGCCACGAAUGUGAAGACGACCGGGUGUUAG
Colletotrichum higginsianum IMI 349063 is the source of this 927-nucleotide messenger RNA. Its product is annotated as Pectate lyase A. Gene Ontology annotation, molecular function: pectate lyase activity. The transcript is spliced from 2 exons. Gene Ontology annotation, biological process: pectin catabolic process. Gene Ontology annotation, cellular component: extracellular region. The record is from RefSeq and is a predicted model, not a curated record. The coding region runs from base 1 to 927 and encodes 308 amino acids. NCBI's taxonomy places the organism in Eukaryota, Fungi, Ascomycota, Sordariomycetes, Glomerellales, Glomerellaceae.